Molecule: messenger RNA, 174 nt
Organism: Entrophospora sp. SA101
Lineage: Eukaryota; Fungi; Glomeromycota; Glomeromycetes; Entrophosporales; Entrophosporaceae
Source: the annotation of a GenBank genome assembly
AUGCCACCACACGUGUUGGAAGAACUUUCAACACCUGCAGGAAAAUCUGAGGCCAAGACUGCAAUUGUCAAUAAUCCUAUCACAAAAAACUUGCCUACAAUGAACAUACUAAACAAAGGACGUUCAGAUAUCACAUCAAACGUACAAAGAAAACUUUAUCAACAACAUAGAUAA